AUGGCCCGUACCAAGCAAACUGCUCGUAAAUCUACUGGAGGUAAAGCUCCGCGUAAACAGCUGGCUACCAAAGCAGCACGUAAAUCAGCUCCUUCCACUGGAGGCGUUAAGAAGCCUCAUCGUUACCGUCCAGGUACUGUUGCGCUUCGUGAAAUUCGUCGCUAUCAGAAAUCCACCGAGCUUCUGAUCCGAAAACUUCCAUUUCAACGUUUAGUGCGUGAAAUCGCACAAGAUUUCAAAACCGAUCUACGUUUCCAGUCGGCUGCUAUUGGCGCCCUACAGGAAGCCAGUGAAGCCUAUUUGGUUGGUCUUUUCGAAGACACCAAUCUGUGCGCAAUUCAUGCCAAGCGUGUUACCAUCAUGCCAAAGGACAUUCAGCUGGCUCGUCGUAUUCGUGGUGAACGCGCCUAA
This is a messenger RNA of Brugia malayi, 411 nucleotides long. Its product is annotated as Histone H3.3, putative. NCBI's taxonomy places the organism in Eukaryota, Metazoa, Nematoda, Chromadorea, Rhabditida, Onchocercidae. Gene Ontology annotation, cellular component: nucleosome. Gene Ontology annotation, molecular function: structural constituent of chromatin; protein heterodimerization activity; DNA binding. The transcript has 3 exons. The record is from RefSeq and is a predicted model, not a curated record. Bases 1 to 411 code for a protein of 136 amino acids.